CGACGCCACACCACACCACACCACCGCUGCUUAUGCACAGCUGCCAUCCAAAAUGAAUUCCAUGCUGUGAUGAACUUUAUAUUCAAGGACUACAGUGACAUCUCUCUGGUAGUGGGUGGAACGCAGUUUCUGGCGCAUCGUGUUAUCCUUGCUUCGAGGUGCGAUUAUUUUCGUGCUCUCCUCUUCGGUGGCCUUUCAGAGACACAUUCUUCUACCAUACACUUAAAUGGAAUCAAUUCUACUGCGUUUUACCAUGUGCUUGGAUAUAUUUACACAGGGAGACUUGACAUUUCCGGCCUCACCGUACGAGACGCUCUUGACAUCCUUGGCCUAGUUUGUCAGUACAACUUUCCGAACCUGGAAAAUGCCCUUUCUGCACACUUUGUUCGUUCCUUAACGCCGAACAACGUCUGUCAGAUUUACGACGCCGCAAUAACCUAUGACCUCGAUGAUCUGAUUGACGCCUGUUUACAGACAAUAGAUCGCGCACCUGCUACUGUAUUGGCGCACCCACAGUUUCUCCGUCUUUCCCGAGUAAAUCACCACUUGUUCUCUGUUGUUACUCUCGUUUUUUUCCAUUGUCUACCUGUGUUUUUAGGACAAAUUUUAUCCAGAUUAAUGAUUGACUUGCAAUGGUAUGAGCUUAUUGACAACAAUCUGUGUGUUGUAUCAGCCACGUUUCACUUGCCAGCACUCAAUUUCACCACUUUUGUGUUAUCUUUACCCACUUUUUGUUAA
This is a messenger RNA of Mesocestoides corti, 738 nucleotides long. The record is from the annotation of a GenBank genome assembly. NCBI's taxonomy places the organism in Eukaryota, Metazoa, Platyhelminthes, Cestoda, Cyclophyllidea, Mesocestoididae.